Molecule: messenger RNA, 897 nt
Organism: Arabis nemorensis
Lineage: Eukaryota; Viridiplantae; Streptophyta; Magnoliopsida; Brassicales; Brassicaceae
Source: the annotation of a GenBank genome assembly
AUGGCAUCGUCGUCUUCGUCCCGUAGAUCUCUUCUCCUCGUCCUGGAAGUCCUCUUCGUUACGUUUCUCUCCGCAUCGGCUUAUCUACCGGAGAUCGGAGGAUUUGCCGGAGACGACAUCGUUGAAGUCAAUCGCUCACAGAGAGAGUUCGAUUAUUUCGCUCUCUCUCUUCAAUGGCCUGGAACUUACUGCCGUGGAACUCGCCAUUGCUGCUCCAAAAACGCUUGCUGCAGAGGGUCGAACGCUCCAACUCAAUUCACAAUCCAUGGGCUAUGGCCUGACUAUAACGACGGUUCCUGGCCUUCAUGUUGUUAUCGAUCUGACUUUAACGAGAAGGAGAUCUCAACGUUGAUGGAUGGCCUUGAAAAGUACUGGCCCAGUCUUAGUUGUGGUUCUCCAUCAACAUGCCAUGGUGGAAAAGGGACAUUUUGGGGCCAUGAGUCUUCACUAAAACUAACUGAGUUUCAUUUGUUGGUUGUCAUGUAUCUCUUUGCAAUACAAACUGGCAAGAAACAUGGGACUUGCUCUGCUCCUGUUUUUCAUGAUGAGUAUACUUACUUCUUAACCACACUUAAUAUCUACUUAAAGUAUAAUGUUACGGAUGUCCUUUAUCAAGCUGGCUAUGUUGCUUCCAACAGCGAAAAGUAUCCUCUAGGAGGUAUCGUAACAGCCAUUCAGAAUGCAUUUCAUCUUACCCCUGAAGUGGUAUGCAAAAAAGAUGCAAUCGAUGAAAUACGUAUAUGCUUCUAUAAGGAUUUUAAGCCCAGGGACUGUGUUGGUUCAAAAGAUUUGACUUCGAAAAAAUCAUGUCCCAAGUACGUAAGUUUACCGGAAUACACGCCAUUGGAUGCUGAGGCUACGGUUCUAAGGAUGCCAACAGAUAAAGAAGUUCUUUGA